This is a messenger RNA of Trematosphaeria pertusa, 1338 nucleotides long. RefSeq names its product nucleotide-diphospho-sugar transferase. NCBI's taxonomy places the organism in Eukaryota, Fungi, Ascomycota, Dothideomycetes, Pleosporales, Trematosphaeriaceae. Gene Ontology annotation, molecular function: transferase activity. The transcript is spliced from 4 exons. The coding region runs from base 1 to 1338 and encodes 445 amino acids. Gene Ontology annotation, cellular component: cytoplasm. Gene Ontology annotation, biological process: biosynthetic process. The record is from RefSeq and is a predicted model, not a curated record.
AUGAGUCUGCAACCGCCUUCGCUCGCCGUCAGGUCCAAGAGUGGAUCUGCGCCCUCCACCAAAGCUGUCAUUUUGGUGGGAGGGCCGUCUCGAGGCACCAGGUUCAGGCCAUUGUCUAUGGAGCUGCCCAAGCCCCUCUUCCCUGUCGCCGGCCACCCAAUAAUUGAGCAUUGCUUCCGCGCCAUUGCGAACGUUCCUGAGAUCAAGGAAGUUUUCAUCGUUGGCUACUACGAGGAAUCCGUCUUCCAACCCUUCAUCAACGCCAUCUCGAACGAUUUCCCUCAGCUGCGAGUGCACUACCUCCGAGAAUACCAGGCAUUGGGUACUGCGGGCGGUCUAUACCACUUCCGAGACGUCAUAUUGAAGGGCAGGCCGGACAGGUUCUUCGUGUUGAACGCAGAUGUCUGCUCAUCGUUCCCGCUCAAUGAGAUGCUCAGGCUGUUUGAGGACAAGGACGCCGAGGCGGUGAUGCUGGGCACGAGGGUUGCGAACGAGUCGGCGACGAACUUUGGCUGCAUUGUGUCAGAUGCACACACGAAGCGAGUGCUACAUUACGUCGAGAAGCCCGAGGGACACAUCUCGAACCUGAUCAACUGCGGGGUGUACCUCUUCUCAACCGAGUGCAUCUUCCCCGCCAUUCGCAGCGCAAUCAAGCGCCGCACCGAGCGCCCACGCCUCGUCUCGUAUCCGUCUUCCGAGAACCUCGAGUCGUCUUUCUACCAGGGCCAGGAUGACGAUGAUGAAGAUCGGGAAAGCGCCGUCAUUCGUCUUGAGCAAGAUGUGCUGUCGGACAUUGCUGAUAGCAGGCAAUUCUUCGUGCUGGAGACUAAGGACUUCUGGCGCCAGAUCAAGACUGCCGGCUCAGCAGUACCCGCCAACGCCCUGUACCUCAUGAAGGCUUUCCAGUCAGGGUCUGAAGAGCUUGCUGCUCCCUCGGCCAACAUCAUCCCGCCAGUAUACAUUCACCCUUCAGCGCAUGUGGAUCCGACGGCGAAGCUGGGGCCUAACGUUUCAAUCGGUCCCCGCGUUCACAUUGGCGCCGGCGUCCGCAUAAAGGAAGCUAUCGUCCUGGAGGAUUCGGAGAUCAAGCAUGAUGCGUGCGUGAUGUACACCAUCGUCGGCUGGCACAGCAAGAUCGGCGCUUGGGCCCGCGUCGAAGGCACACCGACACCAAUCACCAGCCAUACCACGAGCAUCAUCAAGAACGGCGUGAAGGUGCAGAGCAUCACGAUCUUAGGCAAGGAGUGCGCAGUUGGCGACGAGGUGCGCGUGCAGAAUUGCGUGUGCUUGCCUUACAAGGAGCUGAAGAGGGACGUGUCCAACGAGGUUAUAAUGUGA